Messenger RNA from Phytophthora infestans T30-4, 955 nucleotides. RefSeq lists its product as uncharacterized. Lineage: Eukaryota; Oomycota; Peronosporomycetes; Peronosporales; Peronosporaceae. The transcript has a single exon. The record is from RefSeq and is a predicted model, not a curated record. Bases 1 to 846 code for a protein of 281 amino acids.
AUGGCAGUGCGUGCGGCAAAAGCGUUUUCGCAAGCCCUGCGCAUUCUGUCAUUCCCGGAUUUGAAGCGGUCCCACAAACAAGCGAUCACUUUUGAAAAUCAGUUCACCCGAGCAGCCAUUACAAAAUUGCUGGUGAUGCUUCGUGAAAAAGAGAAUAAAUCGGCGUUGGCCUUCAUUUUGAACCCGUCGUCGUUGCCCUCGACGUCGCCUCACACGCCGUCGCACGGCUGCAGUAGUGCCUCAGUGUCGCCCGUAAUGUCACCGCUCAGCAAGGCGGACAUGGGCAUGGCCGACUCGGACGACAGCAACGAAUCGGACAUCAACGAGGACGAGGCUCGCAUCUUCGACCUGCACAUCGGCGGUCGCAGCUUGCUCUCGGACAACGCAAUCGUUGAGAAGUGUGUGGAACAAUUACUAGCCAUCAGUGACAACCACGAUGAAAUGCGUGUAUGCAAGUCCUCGAUCUGCGCGCAAGACGAGUGCCCACGUGCCGCGGUCUCACGGGGCCGCUGCGUGCGCCACGGUGGCGGCUCGCGCUGCUCGUUCCCGAACUGCACUCACGGAGCGCGUCUGUACAACCGCUGCUUCCAUCACGGCGGUUGUAAGCUCUGCAAGAUCUCUGGAUGUACCAGCAAGGCCAAGCGCUACGGCUACUGCUGGUCACACGGCGGUGGUCACAUUUGCGACGCUCCAGGCUGCUCCAAGGUGGCUGCACCCGGCGGCUUCUGUUGGGCCCAUGGCGGUGGGAAUCGUUGCAAGGUAGACGGAUGCAACCGCCGCUCGUACCAAAAACACAACUACUUCUGCAUGCAGCACCACGCGGCGCAGGGCGGCAAAACCCCGUGAAGCGAGCACUGCCUUCAUCCCUAGUUAUUUUUUUAUCAGAGCGGUAAAUUGCCGCAUACACUUUGGGUCCGUGAGUUGUAAAGAGAAUAAAUUAUUAUUUGCGAUCACA